GCCAUACUAGCGAGGGAAAUUGAGUUGUUUGAGUGUGAAGAAAGCAACAAAGUACCUCAAGUUAGGGUGCGAUAUCAUUUUGUGUUAACUGUAAUUUUUCGGCAUUAGUACGUAUGGAGGCUUUUUUUCACCUGGUCAAAGUCUGUAACAUUAGCUGCUAAACUGUUGUCGCUUUCACAUGUUUGUUUCUAGUCUUGCAUAUAAUAAGCCAGCUAACGUUAGCCGACUAGCCAAGCGUGGCUAACUUUCAACAAGUUUGGCCACACUUUAAGAAAACGUUGACCGCUGAAAUUUAACUCGAAGAAGCUGUUUAAGUUUCCGUUUUGUCCGUAACUAAAAGAGACGAGUGAAGUGUUUUGAAGUGGGAAUGUCAUCGCCACCGUUUGUUCGCAGGAGUCAUGAAGGGACAGCGAACGCAUCAGACACCGACUCAGAGGACGAGCCCAAGCUCCCUCUUAAUCAGUUCUAUCCAUACAUCCGCUGUGCCCUUUGCUGUGGUUUCCUCAUAGAUGCCACCACCAUCACUGAGUGCCUGCACACAUUUUGCAAAAGCUGCAUCGUGAAGCACUUCUUCUGCAGCAACAGGUGUCCCACAUGCAGCAUUGUGGUCCAUCAGACACAACCUCUUUACAACAUCAGGCCCGACAGACAACUUCAGGACAUAGUUUAUAAAAUGGUUCCCUUCUUGGAAGAGCUUGAACGAGCACAAAUGUGUAACUUUUACAAAGAGAGAGGACUAGAUGUGCCAAAACCAGCGGUCAUCUCCCCUCCAGGUCCUGUUGUGUUGAAGAGGCAGAAGAAGGACAACAUUCCUCAGUCUGUGUUCACCAUCCCUCCAGAGCUGGAUGUGUCUCUGCUCCUGGAAUUUGUUGGGGCUGAAGAGGGCGUCUGCAACUACAAGCCACUGGAGAGGCGGUACGUCCGUGUGUCAGGUGAGGCCACCAUUCGCCACGUGGAGCUGUUCAUCAGGAGGAAGAUGGAGCUGAGCCCAACCUGCCAGGUAGAUGUGGUUUGUGGAGAUCACCUCCUAGAUCACUACCAGUCACUCAAAGAAAUACAGAACUCUGUUGGCGAAGAUGCACUACAGGAUGGUCUAUUGGUGCUACACUUUGGCUUGGUGCUGCCCUCCCAGUCUUAAAUAUGAGAGGUGGAUUUAGCCAUGUUCUGAGCUGCUGAACUGACAUUUUGGACGUUAUCUUUAUCAGACUUCAUCAGUUAGAAAUUAAUAAAUUGUUGCUAACUGGUUACAAAACAGAUAAACCUUCAAACAUGAAUGUAGCCACAUUUGGCAGCUGGCAGUUUUUUUUUUUUUUUUUUAAAGUGUUUCUUUCUUUAUU
This is a messenger RNA of Archocentrus centrarchus (flier cichlid), 1337 nucleotides long. It is a transcript of the gene pcgf6, whose product is annotated as polycomb group ring finger 6. The record is from RefSeq and is a predicted model, not a curated record. The transcript is spliced from 10 exons. Lineage: Eukaryota; Metazoa; Chordata; Actinopteri; Cichliformes; Cichlidae. The coding region runs from base 368 to 1138 and encodes 256 amino acids.